Molecule: messenger RNA, 2212 nt
Organism: Zingiber officinale
Lineage: Eukaryota; Viridiplantae; Streptophyta; Magnoliopsida; Zingiberales; Zingiberaceae
Product: beta-fructofuranosidase 1-like
Exons: 7
Coding region: 55-2025 (656 amino acids)
Biological process (GO): carbohydrate metabolic process
Molecular function (GO): beta-fructofuranosidase activity
Source: RefSeq, a predicted model, not a curated record
UAUAAUUAACGCCCUACAACGACAUCAUUCAAUUCAAUUCAUCCAUCCACCUCCAUGACUUCCCCCUCCCUCCCUCCCUCUUAUCCUCCUCUCCUCCACCCACCUCCUUCCUCCAACAAGAACCUCCUCCUCCUCGCCGCCGCCGCCCUCUUCCUCUGCCUCCUCGCCUCCCGAAAUUACUCCGCCGGAAACGCCAAUGGCUCCGGGCCGGAGAAGGCGCCCGCCAGCUGCCUCCCGCUUUCCCGCGGUCCGGCAGCCGGCGUCUCCGAGAAGUCCACCGCCGCGAGGCUCUUCUCCCAGCCGUCGUAUCCCUGGACCAGCAACAUGCUCCUCUGGCAGCGCACCUCCUUCCACUUCCAACCCCAGAAGAAUUGGAUGAAUGACCCCAACGGGCCUGUUUACUACAAGGGAUGGUACCAUCUGUUCUACCAGUACAACCCGGACUCCGCCGUGUGGGGGAACAUAACGUGGGGGCACGCCGUCUCCGAGGACCUGAUCCACUGGUUCUACUUGCCCAUCGCCUUGGUUCCCGACCACUGGUACGACGCCAACGGAGUCUGGAGUGGAUCCGCCACGCUCCUCCCGGACGGCCGCCUCGCCAUGCUCUACACCGGCUCCACCACCGACUCGGUCCAGGUCCAGAACCUCGCCUUUCCGGCCGACCCGACUGACCCGCUUUUGCGGUCCUGGGUCAAGCACGAGGCGAACCCGGUCCUCCUCCCCCCGCCCGGCGUCCACCCCAAGGACUUCCGCGACCCCACCACCGCGUGGCGCGUCGUCGACGACGACGGCGACGCUGCGUGGCUCGUCGCCAUCGGAUCCAAGAACGACUCGCGGCGGCGCCACGCCGGGAUCGCGCUGGUGUACAGGACGGUCGACUUCGUCCACUACGAGCUGCUCCCCGGCGUGCUGCACGAGGUGGAAGGCACGGGGAUGUGGGAGUGCGUCGACUUCUUCCCCGUCGCGACGACGCAAUCGACGGCGGGACUCGACUCGUCGACGCCGGCGGCCCCCGGCGUGAAGCACGUGCUCAAGGCCAGCCUCGACGACGACAAGCACGACUACUACGCUAUCGGGACGUACGACGCGACCCGAAACGCAUGGACGCCGGACGACCCAGAGUCCGACGUGGGCGUCGGUCAACGGUACGACUACGGCAAGUUCUACGCGUCGAAGACCUUCUUCGACCCGACGAAGAAGAGGCGAGUGCUUUGGGGUUGGAUCGGCGAGACCGACAGCGAACGGACGGACCUGGCCAAGGGUUGGGCCUCACUCCAGGGCAUUCCAAGAACGGUGGUGUUCGACCGGAAGACUGGCAGCAACCUCCUUCAGUGGCCGGUGGAGGAGGUGGAGAAGUUGAGGGUCGACGGAAAAGAGUUCGCCAACAUCACUGUCGCCGCCGGCGCCGUCGUGCCUUUAGACGUCGGAAAAGCCACACAGUUGGACAUCGUUGCGGAGUUCACAGUUAAUGAAUCAGCUUUGGCGAACACAAUCGAGGCCGACAUUGGAUACAAUUGCAGCACGAGCAAUGGAGCGGCCGGCCGAGGCGCGCUCGGUCCAUUUGGCUUGCUCGUGUUGGCGGAUCGGGAAAGAUCGGAGCAAACCGCGGUCUAUUUCUACGUCGGACGGAGACCGGACGGCAGCAUCGGCACCCAUUUCUGCCAGGAUGAGCUCAGGUCGUCGGCAGCGAGUGAUCUGGUGAAGAGAGUGUAUGGGAGCUUAGUCCCUGUGCUUGAUGGCGAAACCUUGUCACUAAGGAUAAUGGUGGAUCAUUCGAUCGUGGAGAGCUUUGCGCAAGGAGGAAGGAGGUGCAUAACAUCAAGGGUGUACCCGACAAGGGCCAUUUACGGGGCGGCACGGCUCUUCCUCUUCAACAAUGCCACCGCCGGCGACAUCACGUGCAAGUCACUCAAGGUCUGGACGAUGGACUCGGCCUCCAUCAGGCCGUUCGACGAGCAAGAUCGCUCAUCAGCCACUAAACUCGGUCCAACUCAAAGGGGAUAUCAACGGAAGUUUUUUAUUUAAUUUUUUGUUUUUAAAUUUCCAUUUGCUUGUGUGAGAGGAAUGUAAUUAAUGUUAUUGUGGGAGGAUAUAUAGAUUCUUAUAGUAUAUUUUUUUUAUUUUUUUAUUUAAAUAAUCUUGGAGAUGAUUAAGCAUUUAUGUAUGCACAUAUAUUGAUGUAAAAUGUUCAAUUCGUGUAUAGUUCUUUGAA